Helianthus annuus (common sunflower) is the source of this 1236-nucleotide messenger RNA. Its product is annotated as dTDP-4-dehydrorhamnose reductase. Lineage: Eukaryota; Viridiplantae; Streptophyta; Magnoliopsida; Asterales; Asteraceae. The coding region runs from base 104 to 1039 and encodes 311 amino acids. The transcript is spliced from 6 exons. The record is from RefSeq and is a predicted model, not a curated record.
UUUUCCAGCCCCUGCACUGCAAUUUGCAAAUGGUGUUACAACACCCAAAAAAAAAGCCCCUUUCUCGGCGGCGUGAAUUGAAAUCUGAGAAGAUCUCAAUCAAAUGAAGAGAUUACUAAUAAUCGGAGGCAGUGGUUACCUGGGUCAGCAUCUUUUACAAUCCUUUUCAGAUUCAUCCCCCCAUCUAUCAACGGCCUUCACACACCAUUCCUCUUCUCCCCCUCAAUCCAUUCCCGAUGCUAUUAUCCCCUUUCAACUUGACUUGCACACCGGUCAAGGCUUUCACUCCAUUACCAACCAAUUUGGCCAGCCUGAUAUAGUGGUCAAUUGUGCUGCACUUUCUGUACCUCGUGCUUGCGAGACGGACCCCGCGCUCGCCAUGUCAGUAAAUGUUCCUUCUACACUUGUGAAAUGGUUGUCUAGUUUCACUGAAUGCAAUACUCUUCUUAUUCAUCUCUCAACCGAUCAAGUUUAUGAAGGUACAAAAUCUUUCUAUAAAGAAGAUGAUGAAACACUUCCUGUAAAUGUUUACGGGAAGUCAAAAGUCGCAGCAGAAGAAUACAUUUUUGACAACUGGUCAAAUUUUGUCAUCUUAAGAAGCAGCAUUAUUUUCGGGCGACAAACUAUCUCACCCGUUUCAAAAUCACUUCCUAUUCAGUGGAUGGAUGGCGUUCUUUCUAAAGGACAAGAAGCCGAGUUUUUCCAUGAUGAAUUUCGCUGCCCGGUUUAUGUCAAGGAUGUUGUAAAUAUCAUACGGUUAUUAACUGACAGAUGGAUUUCAGAUGGCAAGAAAAGUCAAUUGGUUCUAAACGUUGGUGGACCAAACAGGUUAUCUCGUGCUGAAAUGGCUGAGACAGUGGCUCGUGUUAGAGGUUACAACACAUCGUUGGUUAAACCAGUGUCUGCAUCAUCGAUUGAUCGUGGAGUGAAGUCACCGGCUGACAUUUCCAUGGAUAUAAGUAAGUUGAUUCAAACACUAGAUUUUACACCUACUUCAUUUGAAGAUGGUGUGAAGUUGACUUUUGACACUAACGAAUGAAGUCAUGGUUGUUAUAUAUUGAUCCGACUCGUGUAUUUGUGAUUGUAUGAAAAUCAAAAUUAUGCAAUUUUAAGCAUGUUUAUGCUGAUAUUCACUUAACCAAAUUCUGGUCAUAUUUGGAUAUUCCAUGAGUGUAUUUGGCUUCAUUUUCACAGGAACCAUAGGUUGUUUGGAAUAAUAAAAUUUUUAUGAUGGCU